UUCCUUUCUCAGUUAUUUUCCCUUUCAAAGACAAAAAUACCCCUAACCCUCACAAACCCUAAACGUUAGAAUGAAUAUAUUUAUAGAUUGGACGCCUCCAAGUUAACCUUCCGGUCGAAACAGAGCUCUGGUUCCCUCAUCUCAUCUGCAGCCAUGGUGAACGUACCCAAGACCAAGAAGACUUACUGCAAGAGCAAGGACUGCAGAAAGCACACUUUGCACAAGGUUACACAGUAUAAGAAGGGUAAGGAUAGUUUGGCUGCCCAAGGGAAACGCCGCUAUGAUCGCAAACAAUCGGGUUAUGGUGGGCAGACCAAACCAGUGUUCCACAAGAAGGCAAAGACCACCAAGAAGAUUGUGCUAAGGCUGCAAUGCCAGGGUUGCAAGCAUGUCUCUCAGCACCCAAUCAAGAGGUGCAAGCACUUUGAGAUUGGUGGAGACAAGAAGGGGAAGGGAACAUCUCUUUUCUAAAUGUGUUAUUCAUGCCAUCUGUUGUGUUGCUUUACUCUAAUGCAGUAGUUGAAAAACAUAAAAGGCAGUAUGGAAUUUUGUUGAGUUUGCUUUUAGUUUUGUGAUGUUGUUUUUGGAGGAUAUUUUUGUGUUCUUCUUUAAGUACUUAAUGACAUCAGUUGCUCUUACUGUUAGCAAUUGUUUCAAAGUUUCA
This is a messenger RNA of Theobroma umbraticum, 664 nucleotides long. RefSeq names its product large ribosomal subunit protein eL42. Gene Ontology annotation, molecular function: structural constituent of ribosome. The record is from RefSeq and is a predicted model, not a curated record. Gene Ontology annotation, cellular component: ribosome. Lineage: Eukaryota; Viridiplantae; Streptophyta; Magnoliopsida; Malvales; Malvaceae. Gene Ontology annotation, biological process: translation.